This is a messenger RNA of Hypanus sabinus (Atlantic stingray), 6348 nucleotides long. Its product is annotated as rab11 family-interacting protein 2. Gene Ontology annotation, cellular component: endosome; phagocytic cup. Gene Ontology annotation, molecular function: small GTPase binding. Gene Ontology annotation, biological process: regulated exocytosis. The record is from RefSeq and is a predicted model, not a curated record. The transcript is spliced from 5 exons. Bases 313 to 1929 code for a protein of 538 amino acids. Lineage: Eukaryota; Metazoa; Chordata; Chondrichthyes; Myliobatiformes; Dasyatidae.
UUGACGGUGCGGCCUUGGAGUGAGGCAAAUCUACCGCGUUGCUAAAGCCAAGCGCGUUGCCAUUGGAAACGGGACGGUUUUCAACUCUGACCUCUGGCCCUUCCGCCGGGCAGGACGUGCAGAAGAUGGGAGAUUGGGAAGGACACUGGGGCUUUCUUCUCAGCUUUCGGGCUGUUGUGUCCGACGGUGGUCGGAGAUUAUGUUGCUGAUCCGGUCAGAACGUGGUACGGGCUGAACGUUUACCGGCCGUGUGUGUGUGUUUCCCGUAAGAAAAGGCAGGUUGCGUUUGAACGAAACGAAGGAGCGACGGUAAUGAUGCUGGCCGAGCAGGCACAGACGUGGUUUCCGACCCAUGUCCAAGUCACUGUCCUACAAGCCCGAGAUUUGAACCCCAAAGGUAAAAGUUGCACCAAUGAUACAUACACCAUUAUCCAACUGGGCAAAGAGAAAUAUUCGACUUCAGUGGCGGAGAAAACCUUGUCCCCGGUCUGGAGGGAGGAAGUGUCCUUUGAGUUCCCUGGUUUAUUGCUGCAAGGAACGCCCGAGAAAUACACCCUCCACCUGAUUGUCAUGCACCGUUCACUCGUCGGAUUGGAUAAAUUCCUCGGGCAGGUGGCCAUUUGCCUCAAUGAACUUUUUGAAAAUAAAUCGAGGAGGCAAAAAGAAUGGUUCAAGUUAGAAUCCAAGCCAGGAAAGAAAUCAAAAGAGAGAGGAGCGAUCCAAAUCUGCAUCCAGUUCAUGCGAAACAACAUGACUGCAAGUAUGUUUGAUCUUUCUAUGAAAGACAAAACCAGAUCCCCUUUUGCCAAGCUGAAGGACAAAAUGAAAGGAAGAAAAACUGAUGCCAUGUUCUCUGAUCAUUUGUCUGCGAUUAUUCCAAGUACCACGUCUGCUAACCCUAAUCAAGAAGCAUUGGAAAUGGAUAAACAACUAAAGUCAAAGCCUAAAAAGAACUUCCUGUUGGGACCACAAAGACUAUCAUCUGCACAAUCAAUGUCAGAUUUACCUGGUUCCCAUCCAUCACUGGAAAAAAUUAAAUCUAAUACCUUGGGUCAUGUGGAUUACAAACCUCCUUCAGGAGCAGUUGAUGUAAGAGAAGAAAGGGGAAGUGACUACAUUCCUAAAUCGCCUCACAGACGAUCACAAAGCAUGGACACGUCCAAGAUUGAUCAGUUUGACCUAAUUUCUGCUUCAAAGAAUGGGACUGAUCCAACAAUGUCAUCACAAAAAGCUGCAACAUUACCGAGAAGUAAAAAUCCUUUUGAUAGUACCAGUGACUCAUGGGAAAUCAGAAAUACUAGUUUAGAAACAAAAAAUGCAGCAAAUUACAGACUGUCAGAUAUUAAGAAAGAGGCCAAGAAAGAUAAAGAUAAAGAGAAAAUUAGUCUUUUUGCACGUGUGACUGGCAAGAAAGAUGUCAAAAAACCUGAAAAGAUUACCAACAUGAAGUCAGAAAGUUUCAGUGAUGUAAAACUGCCGAAUCCCUUUUCUGGAAAUUUUCACAGCAGUUUUGAAAUUGAUUCCAAAAAUCCAUUCUUCACAGACUUGAAAGCAGAUAGUAUGUCUAGUUUAACAAAGCCAGUGUAUUAUGAAGAUGUAAGAAGCAAAGCAUCCACUGACCAACACAAUGGCUUAAGUAAUAAUCAACGUGCAAGAAAAGCCUUCAAGGAGCAUCACUCUGAAUACUAUGGGGACAAAAUCACAGAUCCCAGCUUCCUAACCACUACAUAUCGUAAUUUAUCCUAUGAUGAACUGAUCUAUGAACUGAUGAAACACAAAGAACUUGUUAAAAAGAAGGACAGCCAAAUCCGGGAACUUGAGGAUUACAUCGAUAACCUCCUUGUACGAGUGAUGGAGGAAACUCCUAGCAUUCUUAGAGUACCAUAUGAACCAUCUAGAAAAGCUGGAAAGCUGUCGAAAAACAAAUGAUUCAAUUAAUAUUUUGGAAUUGAUCAAAUGUAUUAGGUGUGUUGAAUCAUCUCUGAAGACUUGUAUAAUCUAUAAACAGGUAAAGAAUUUCUAGAGCAGAGAUACUGCAAAGCUUUCUGUAGUGAGUAUUGAAUGUUUACUGCCAAGCAGAAUAGAAUCUAUACAUCUUGCAUUACUUCCCAAUUAGACUAACCCUAAACAUGAACUUAACCUGAAAUUUUUUUUCAAAGUUAGUUCAUUCAUGUAUGGAUAAGAUAUUAAUAGGAUAUUACAAAGUGAAUUCACGGAGUUAGAUUGAUCGCGGAAGAGCCUUGGUUCUGCAUCACUCUCACAAGCUGAUCUCACAGAUGUAUUUUUGUAUUAUCUAACUGGAAUGUAGCACCAAUAGAAUGAUAUAGAAUCAGAAAUGAAGAUGGUCACAUUGUAAAUUACAUUUAAAUGGUUGCAGUUCUGAUUGCAUCCCUCAGAAGGGUCUUGCAUUCAUUUUGAAGAAUGGUCAUGCUUCCUGUUACGUUAUGAAAGCCAUUCUCUUACUUGAAUCUUGUGAAUCGAAAUGUCAAUACACCAUUUGAUGCCAAAAUUUAUCCUUUAAUACUUGCCUAUUACUUGAUUAUAUAUUGUGUGUCUGUGUGCUCUGGGAAAGGGUCUCAUUCAGUUAUUUUGUGAAGCAAAAUAAAUUUAGUGGUGUUCUUUAUUUUGCAAAAAUUGUGAGGGUUAAUUUGAAUGUAUUUGAACAAGAUGUCAGUAUAUUGAACAGUGUCAAACUAAUCACUUUGUUAUCUAUUGUAUUUGAAUCUUCCAGUUCUUCUAGAACAAAAUACUUUUUUGAAGCUUGUUUUCAUACACAUUUCCACAUGUAUUUGCCUAAUACUGCAUUGCAAAUCCAGUUUUUUUCUACAUUCAUUUUGUUGUCCAAUUUAUCUUGCUCUAAUGAAAGUGUACAGUAAAAUACAAUGAGCAUUCUUUUUGCAAAACAUUUAUUGAUUACAGAGAAUAGGCCCUUUCACCUCUGCGAACUACACCACCCAGCAACCCCCAUUUUAACUCAGCCUAAUCAUAGGGCAAUUUACAAUGACCAAACAGCACACCUUUGCAACAUGGGAGGAAACUGCAGUACCUGAAGGAACUCCACCACGCAGUCAUGGGGAAAACACCCUUGAAGUUGACCCGGAUUGCUGGUACUGUAAAGCAUGGUUCUAACCACUACACUCCCAUCCCUCCCCAAAAUAUGAACAAAACUUAAAACAUUGGUUACAUGAUGAGAUAUUGGUGAAAGGUAGUUUGGCUAUAUAAAGAUGACAGUAGAACACUAUGAUGAGAUUCCAGUGAAAGAUAGUUUGCUAUAUAAUGGUGACAAGAGAACACUAUGAUGAAGGAAGGCAGCAAACCACCACGCUGUCCUUUCAUUUCCUAUCAACGAAUAUCGCCAUCUUAUCUUGUACAGAGUUCACAGUUCAGUCAAUUCCAGCCCCAAGUACUACUACAUUUUUAUACUGUAGUACAGAGGUUGCACAAUAAAUGGAUCCUUCAGUAUUUCAGAAAGAAUGCCAACUCUGAGGAAUUAUACUGUAAAAUUUACAAACACUGUUACAUGCAUUUAUGUAAAGGACACAACUUUGGUGUUUUGAGUAAAAGUUGUGCAUUUCAUGCCAAAUAUACACUUGGAUUUUGUGUGCAUUUAAAAUAAGCCAUAGUCCAAAGUAACAUUUUAGAAGUAAGGCAACUAUGCCUAUUUGGAGCAUGUGCCUAGAAAUUGAUGUCACUUCGCCUAGUAAGCAUCUUCAGAUAUGGGGUGUGUCUAACACAUGAAAGUGACCAGCCCUAUUUCCUCUAGAAUCAUUAAUUAAGAACUACAUUUAUAGAGGCUUUUCAGUAAUAGUGAAGUAUAACAUACCCCAAUUAUUUGUCCACCUGCUCCAGACCUCGAUUUCUUGUAGCUUCUUUCUUUGGAUAAGAUGGAUACUUUUUUUUUUAAUUUUUACAAAAUACAUUUAUCUUUGUAAAUGUUGGGUGCCAAUAUUGCUUUUGCACUUUUUGUAAAUGAAAUUUUGCAACAAAAUAUUUAAAUGGUGCACUUGCUUUUUUUUAAAUGUUUCACAGAAAUGCCACCUUUAAGUUGUCUUAUUCUUUAACUCUUUAAGGUGCUUGUUAGAUAACUAAUAAUUUAGAAGCAAACCAGUUACAAGUAUGUAGGACAGGUGAAUUUUUUUAAUUAAGUCUUUGUAAAUGCAACAUACAGAGAAAACUGAGUUGCAAAAGGUACGUGAAUUUGUGCAUGUUAAUAAGGUGCACAUUUAAUGAGAACAAUGCUUGCUUGAACUCUAUGACAACUGCCAAUUACAGAGCUGAAGGAGUCAGCAUUCUAUUUGUAGUGGGAGUUCACAGUGCAGUACAAUUCCAGCUUGGGGUAUUUAAUCUUUACACAAAGACAUUUGAAAAUGGGUCCUUCAAUGGUAUGAUUGUUUUCUUAGUCUUUAUGUAAUAAUGCCAGUUCUUGAGGAUAAUGUAAUAUUAUUCAGUUUUUAGUUAUAUUGAUUUGUAUGAAGACCACAGUAAUUAUACUACACACUGGGGCUUGACCACAUUUCAAUUACACUUUGACUCGUAGAAAUGUUGCAUGCAAUUUCACAAUUGAAAAGUGAAUGUACUUCUGGGCCAUUGUUAGUAAUCUUCUGUUGUGCCAAUAUAUUUUACUUGGCACAUUUUUACUUUUUCAUGAUGAGGUUGCUAAUUGACUCCAAAUACCAUUUUUGUACUCCUAGUUAAAACAUUGUGAUGGAAAGUGUUCCUGUCUUAUCACUGCCUUUACUCGCUCUUUAUUAGUUUGUGAAAUAGUAAACAAACCAAUUGAGAUCCUUUACAAAGGAAUUGUAUUGUGUAACUGGAACAGGUAUAUGCAUUGGUGCUAGGAAAUUUUGCAUAUUUAUGCUUCAUAAUGAAUAAGUAUAAGCUUUUUCACUUCAGCAUCUUAAUCAAAUCACAAGGCAGUUGACUUACCUCACUGGUUAGCUGUUGUGGGAAAUUUGAACAUUUUGUAAAUAACCUAACAUACAAACCCAACCCCACACCUGUAUAGGCUACAAGCUACUUCAGAGUUAAGGACUUAAUAACUAAAGUUGCAAGUUCACCAAAGUACUCAUCACUACCAAUAAAUUGUACAAAUGGGGCAAAUAUCAAAAUAGAUUAAAAGUCGAGAGAAACAAGGAAUGCAGCUGAAUCUUUCAGUUUUAAGUCGAUACUCAAAAGUACAGUUUACUUGAACAUUGCUAGGUUUCUUUCUGUUCUGCUGACUUCUUGGGCAAAUAGUUUGCUGCUAAACAAUUUAGUCCAGUACUCUAGCUGGUACUCUCACUGAGUAGACAUCAUACUUACUCUUUGGUGAAGACUGUAAAUUGCCAUAGCUGAAAUGCCUUCAUUGACUUCAGAAUUAACACUGAUUGGUACCAGAGUCUUCUGAGGAAAGUUGGCAAAGCUAAUUUGCCUGUAAAGUUCUAAAACUUCUCUAACUUAACUCUUCAUAUUUGAUUAUUGUAUCCAUUCUGGUACUAGCUUUGCCCUAUGACCUGGUUGUUCAGAAUUUAUUCCCACUUCCAAGUCACGGCACAGAUUUAUGCACAAAUCGUGCACAGGGUUUUCUGUAAACUUUUAAGAAUGAGUUAAUAAUAUUUUGAUACAAAGACAGUAGAACAUAAUAAACAUGAAUGUGGCUUUAUUCCAUUUUAUUUAAAAAUAUUCUAAUCUAUUUAUCAUCAGCCAAAAAGUAUACUGCAUGGACAUCCAUGCUGCUUUAAGUUUAGUUCUGCACAGUAAUAUAAUGGACAAUUUCCACAGUGAAAAUUGAAUUUAGCAUACUAUGAUGAGGUUUCUACACAUAGCAAUGUAUUAUGCAAGGUUUUCGUUUGAUGCUUUUAAAUGCAUUAGGCAUGACCUGCAAGAAGUUUUUUUAAAUGAAAAUUUACAUAUCUUCCUGUCAAAUUGUAUGAAUCAAAAGCAUUUUAAGUAAAAUGAUUCAUUUAGCUUGCUUGUACAGUACUUAUGACAUUAAAAAACUAGAAAUUUAAGUCAGUAUGUUUGUGUUUUAUAUGAAAUGAGUAUUCCAUACUUGGUAUUGGAAAUAACCUAAAAGUGGCUGCAUGUGGCUUGAUGUAGCAUGCAUUUUAUUAUUAAAGGAUGUUUAUAAAUGGCUUUCAAUUUGAUUGCAUGUUUAAAAAAAUACAAUGGGUUAAAGAUUUCUGAUGGUAUUAAUCUAUUAAUGGUUUGAUUGCAUUUACAAUGCAAGUUGUGGCAAAGCAUAUCUUUCAUAAUACAUUAAAUUCCUCAAUAUGUUCUGCAUUUCUGUACCAACUCAUAACUUAUCAUUGCUAGAAACCAAAUACUGCAUGUUUCAUAUGUUCAAUAAAGUCUAUCAAAUAUAAUAUG